AUGCCGUUAUCCGCGCCGCCAGAGCCACGCUUCAUCCAGACCCCUAGUCUUCCACAGGAUUACCUCUCUGUCGCCGAGACUCCAGAGGCCCGGGUGCAGGACGCGUUAGAACACGCCAUUGGCGAUGCCCCCCUCCGAGAAUCCUACACACACGAAGAAUGCAGUGGUUUUUUCCGCGGCCCAACGGCUCUGGCGUACUUGCUACUCAGGAUCCACGCUGUGUACCCCGAGAUGAAGAUUUCCGGUCGAUCCCUACAGCAGUGGGCUGCCUCGUACAUGGGCGCCAAGCGCACAGGCGGCGAUCGUGCUCCAUGCGGCCUUGCGUGCGAGAGUGCGGCGUACUGCGCUGUGGAAACCAUGUUGGACGAGACCAAAGCGCCAAGGUUUCGCGAAGUGUUGGAGAGGCUUGUUGACGGGGGCGAGCAUCCCCAUGAGAUUCUCUUUGGGUUUGCCGGAAUACUCUACAUGAUCCGCGCUGUAGAGUCCUGUAGACCGGAAUCGGUCUCUCUGUUGGCGACUGUCAAGGGUCGGAUUAUAGAGAAGAUGCUCGGCGCAGGGCCGGGUUGGACAUGGCGCGGGAAGCGCUACACCGGCGCCGUGCACGGCGACAUCGGCAUCCUGACUCAACUCCUUUUGACUGAUCCAAAGCUGGCAUCCAACUCAAUGGUGCGCGGGUCACUACAGCGGAUGCUAAGCUUGCAGCAGCCAAGCGGGAACUGGCCGACGGAAGACAGCGACCGUGUCUACUGCGAGCUCGUGCAGUUUUGCCACGGCGCACCUGGUUUCGUUUCCUCGCUGGUGCACAUUGAGCGGCUGUUUCCCGACAUGAGGGAGCAAAUCGGACAGGCCAUCGCGUUGGGCAGGGAAUGCAUCUGGCGCGAGGGGCUGUUGCGGAAACUCCCUUGCCUGUGUCACGGUGUUCUAGGCAACUCCCUGGCGCUCCCUUUGGGCCCGCAACGGGACCAUUUCCUGGCCUGGUCGUUGCCGUCCAAAGUCGAACAAGAACGCCAACUGGACGGGUCCGUUUUCGUGCCCGAGGACGGUGGGCGCAUGUCCAUUUGGUUCGACUACUGGCCAAGUGUAGCCUGGACGUGGGCAGUUUGUGCGGUGGACAAUCCAGGAUUUCUCUUGUACAGCGAUGUGUAG
This is a messenger RNA of Colletotrichum higginsianum IMI 349063, 1146 nucleotides long. RefSeq names its product Abscisic acid ABA receptor. The record is from RefSeq and is a predicted model, not a curated record. The coding region runs from base 1 to 1146 and encodes 381 amino acids. The transcript has 3 exons. Lineage: Eukaryota; Fungi; Ascomycota; Sordariomycetes; Glomerellales; Glomerellaceae. Gene Ontology annotation, cellular component: plasma membrane. Gene Ontology annotation, biological process: peptide modification; carbohydrate metabolic process.